Molecule: messenger RNA, 3882 nt
Organism: Micromonas pusilla CCMP1545
Lineage: Eukaryota; Viridiplantae; Chlorophyta; Mamiellophyceae; Mamiellales; Mamiellaceae
Exons: 1
Coding region: 1-3882 (1293 amino acids)
Source: RefSeq, a predicted model, not a curated record
AUGGGGUCGUUCCCGGGUCUGAAGAUCCGCGAUCGCCAUGGCACGACGACCGCGGAGGUCGUCGUGGACGUCAGCAAGCGCGGCGUGCGCCUGGAGGGCGAGAACGGGACGUUAGGCGCGUUCCCGUUCCAAUCCAUCCUGUCGUGGUCGCGCGCCUACGACACCGCGCUCGGGCUCGUCGUCGUCGCGAACGGCGGACAGAGAGAGAUCACGCUGUGGGGCGAGAGCGCGUCCGUCGUCGACGCCGUCCUCGCCGCGAUCGACGCGACCGUGAACGCGAUCGUGGAGGACAUGAACAAGGCAGCGGACGACGACGCGCGCGCGUCGACCGAGACCGGCGCGGCGGCGUCGAGACCCGACCCCGACCCCGACCCCGAUCCCGCGCCCGCGCCCGCGACGACGACUCUCGGGGACGGCGACGCGCUUGAGUCCCUGCCCGUGAUGGCCCCGCUCAGCGACGCGUCCUCGUCCGACGGCGGCGGCGCCGCCGCCGCCGCCGACGCGUCGGGGUCGGGGUCGGAGUCGAUCGAUCUCAGCGACGUCAGCGUCAGCGACGAGGACGACCCCACGGACGCGAACGCGAAUCCGUACGCGGGGGGCGAGGUCGAGGCGUUGCGGCGAAAACUCGCCGCCGCGGAGGCCGCGGCGUCCGCGCCGGAGAACCGCGACUACCAAAAGCUCGUCGCGAAGACGACCGCGGCGGAGAUCGCGGCCGAGGACGCGACGGUCUCGAGGCAGAUGGCGGAGGAGCGCGCGAAAAAAGCGGAGGACCGCGCGACGAGAGCGGAGGCGGAGCUCGAGUCGAUGCGCGCGAUGCUGACGGAGGAGACGCGGAGGCUGCGCGCGGAGCGCGAGGCUGCGGAGGCGUCGCGUCAGGAGCUCGAGGCGGUCGCGAUGCGCGUCGCGGCGGCGGAGGAAAACGCGCGCGACGUCUCGAGCGACGAGAAGCGCGUCGCCGUCGCCGCGAGAGAGAAGGCGGCGGACGCGAGGGAGAGAGAGGUGAGUCGCAGGGAGAGAGACGCCGGCGACGCGGACCUUCGCGCGGAGCUGCGGGAGCUGCGAGAGACCGUCCUCGACGAGACGACGCGACGGAAGGAGGCGGAAGAAGCGCUCGCGACCGCGGUCGCGACGUCGGCGUCGGCGUCGGCGUCGUCUCCCCCCGGCGCGAGCGCGUCCAAGCUCGCGCGGUCGCCGAGGGUCGCGUCCUCGGAGCAGCUCGCGUCGUACAGAGCCCGGAUCGCGGAAGUCGAGGGCGAACUCGAGGAGUGGAGAGCGCGCGCGGAGCGCCUCAGCGCGGACCUCGCGGCGGCGAGAGCGGAAGCCUCCGCCGCGAUGGCGGUGUCUGAGAACCUCGCGAGCAAGGCGGCGUCCGCGGCGGCGGCGGGCGGCACGACGCCGUCCUCCAGGUCGCGGUCAUCGCCGUCGCCGUCGCCGUCGCCGCGCGUCGCCGUCGGCGACGCCGCGGGCGCGGGCGCGGCGCCCUACGACGACCUCGGCGGCGACGGGUCGCUGAGAGAGGAAGCGAUGGAGCGCGCGGCGGCGGCGACGCGCCGCGCGAACGACGCGGAGAAGGACGCGGCGUCGUUGAGGACGCGGCUCGCGGCGGCGACGCGAAAACACGAGGUGGACGUCUCCGCCGCGCGCGCGCGCGCGGACGCCGCGGAGAAGCAAGCGGAUCUCGCGGAGGGCCGCGCCGCGGCCGCGGAGGCGCGCGCGCGGAUGCUCGCCGGGGUGUCCCCGAUUGGAUGCGAGGACGCGGGCCCGGGCGCGCUCGCGCCGGCCCCGCCGGACCCGAGCGGCGGCGCGAUCGCGAUCGGCGACGGCCCGAACCACGGGUGGGUGCGUCGCGCGGAGGUGGACGCGACGACGACGCGUCUUCGCGACCGCGCCGUCGCCGCGGAGGCGAAAGCUUCGGAGCUCGCCGCGGAGGCGGAGAGAUCCAGGGCGGAGGCGGACGCCGCGCGCGCGCGCGCGGCGACGCUCGCGUCCAGCGCGGCGACCAACGCGGCGGCGGCGGCGGCGUAUUACCACUCGUUACCAACCGGUGACUCCGUGGAGGACGCGGACGCCGCGGCCGCGGCGCUCGUGGAGGACGCGCUUCGAGACGCGAACGUGGAGAAGCCCGGGGACGACGCCGCGGCGGCGGCGACGGCGGCGGCGACGGCGGUCGCGAUGCACUCGCACGCGGCGGCGGAGGGUCUGCGGAUUCAGCUAGAUCAAGCCAAGGCGGACGCCGCGCGGCAGAAGCAGCGCGCGGACGCCGCGGCGCGCGAGACCGAAGCCGCGUGGCUGCGCGUCACGGAAGCGCACGAGAACCAGAGGGCGCUCAACGCGGAGCUCUCCCGCGCGAAGGAAGCCAUCAGCGCGCGGUCGGAGGACGCGGAGCACGAAGCGCGACGACGCGCGAGCGCGGCGACGGCGGCGAGAGAACGCGCGGAGAAGCAGCUCGCCGCGUCUGUCGCCGUCGCGCGCGCGCUCGGCGAAGAGAAGGGCGAGCUCGCGGCGCGGGUGGACUCCCUCGAGUGCGACCUGGAGGCGGUGUCCCGGUCGAGGGACGAGAUGGAGCUUCACGUCGACGCGGCGAAGGAGCACGUGCAGUCUCUCAGGGAGGAGCUCAGCGCCGCGCUCGGGCACGCCGCCGCCGCGCGCGAGCAAGCCGACGCCGCGGGCGCCGCGAAGCGCGCGAUGGAGGACGAGCUCGUCGAGCUCCGACGCGGCGCGGAGGAGGUUCAGGCGCUGCUCGAGCGGCACGCCGCGGAGGAGGGCGCGGAGCUGUCGUCGACGCGAGAGGAGCGCUCGCGGCUCGCCGAGGCGCUGCGUCGCGCGACGGCGGAGAGGGACGCCGCGCUGCUUCGCGCGGCGGAGGCGGAGACGCGCGCGGCGGCCGCGAUCGGCGAGCGCGAGGGCGUCGCGAACCGCGCGGUCGCGACCGCGCGCGACGCGGAGAAGUCCGCGGAGACGGCGCGUCGCGACGCGACGCGGAUGCAAGCCACCGUGGACGCCGCCGUCGCCGACGCCAGAGCCGCGCGCGCCGAGGCGAACGGGCUGCGCGCGGAGCUGGACGUCGCCAGAGGCGCGCGCGACGCGCUGAGGGAGGAGAUCCGCGCGGAGCGACAGAAAGCCGCGAGCGCGGAGUCGAGGGCGACGUGCUUGGAGGACCAACGCGACGCGUUGAAUCGGUUGACGAGGGAGGCGGAGACCGCGCUCGGGAGAAUCACGAGGGAGGAGAAGGAGGCGGCGGCGGAGGUGACCAAGCUCCGCGCGGAAGCGGGCGAGCUCGCGAGGAAACUCAAGACCGCGAAGGGCGAGGUCAGCGCGAGGGAGGAGCGGCAGAAGAUCGCCAACUUGCUCGCGGAGAUGGCGGCGACGGAGCGAGAGGUGACGAGAAACUCGAAGCGCACGACGAGCACGAUGGCGAGUUUGGAGGCGUCCGUGCGCAAGUUGACGACGCGUCUGAAUGACGUCGGGGGUGGCGGGGACGACGCCUCCGGUGACGAGAACGCGGGGGGGCGGUUUCUAUCCGACCGCGGCGACGGCUCGCCGGCGGCGUCGCCGCGGCGCGCGGUCGCCGCGCGGUCGCUGGAGUCCGAGUACGAUACCAUCCUGGGCCUCGAGCCGCUGCGACUAAAGCACGGGUCGAAGACGAGUUGGUUCCCGACGACGGCGGCGGCGGCGUCGAGGGCGACGACGAACCCGAACCCGAACCCGAACCCGAACCCGGCGCGACCGUCGGAGGACAUCUGCCCGCCGCGCUCCGCGGCGGCGACCAGGGCGGAGGAGGCCAUGGCCGAGGCCGAGGCGGCGGUCGCGCGAAGGGACGAGCGCGAACGCGAACAGAGAGAAAAGCGCGAGCGCUUCUUUCGUCAGUCGGAGACGACGUGA